AUGCUCCAAAUUAGGCUUGAUGGUUUGCUGAUACAAGAGGGAAGUUCGGUAAAAGCAACAGGAAGAAUUGCUCAGAUACCAGUAAGUGAGGGUUAUUUGGGUCGUGUUGUAAAUGCCCUAGCUAAACCUAUUGAUGGUAGAGGAGAAAUUUCAUCUUUGAAAUCUCGGUUAAUCGAAUCUCCCGCUCCUGGUAUUAUUUCCAGACGUUCUAUGUAUGAGCCUCUUCAAACGGGACUUAUUGCUAUUGAUUCUAUGAUCCCUAUAGGGUGUGGCCAGCGAGAAUUAAUUAUUGGAGACAGACAAACAAGUAAAACAGUAGUAGCAACAGAUACAAUUCUCAAUCAAAAGGGACAAAAUGUAAUAUGUGUUUAUGUAGCUAUUGGUCAAAAUGCAUCUUCUGUGACUCAAGUGGUAACUAUUUUACAAGAAAGAGGGGCAAUGGAGUACACUAUUAUAGUGGUUGAAACAACAAAUUAUCUAGCUACAUUACAAUACCUCGCUCCUUAUACAGGUGCAGCUCUGGCUGAAUAUUUUAUGUACCGUGAACGUCACACUUUAAUCAUUUAUGGGAUCAUUCUUUUUGUGUAUAUCGAAUCUCUCUACCUUUUUUGA
Molecule: messenger RNA, 612 nt
Organism: Medicago truncatula (barrel medic)
Lineage: Eukaryota; Viridiplantae; Streptophyta; Magnoliopsida; Fabales; Fabaceae
Product: ATP synthase subunit alpha, chloroplastic
Exons: 1
Coding region: 1-612 (203 amino acids)
Biological process (GO): proton motive force-driven ATP synthesis
Molecular function (GO): ADP binding; ATP binding; proton-transporting ATP synthase activity, rotational mechanism
Source: RefSeq, a predicted model, not a curated record